GUCGCCAUUCGCCUCUGGAACAGGGCGGGGAGUACAGUCACCGAUCGACUUUACAAUAUACCUACGCGUAUUUUCGUUGGAACAUCGUUUACUGACUCGAACGCGAGUGAUAUAGUGAAAUAAUCUAGUGUUUCAGUGUUAGUUCCAGCUGUUUGUGUUAUUAUUUGUGCAUAAUGGUGGGUUUGUGGUGAAAAACGUGAAAGGAUUUUAGGGUAACAAUGUCUAGCAGUUGACAUGUUUAUCUGUGUCGUGUGUGAAGAUUUUCCCUUCGCGUGAGUUGUGUGUGUGUGCGUGCUGGCGCUGUGUGCGUCGCCGUGGACACGAGUCGCGAGGAUUCCAAUGAUGGAUUGCUUUUCCAUGGACGUAUAGGAUGUAAAAUACAACGUCCAUCCAUCAAUGUCCGUAACAUUCAUCUGACCACUGCGGACAAUGCGGUCACAAGCAUCAAAAGUCUUACCCAGGAAAGGAGCUUUGAACAAAACAACAUUCAAAGCAACCUCGACCCCAAAACGAAUAAAGAAAAAGGUAUCCCCGAAAAAAGGUAAAACUAUCGCAAGCAAGACUUUAACCAAGGCUUCCAAAAAGAAUCGGAUAAAAGAAUGUAACGAUGAUGUUGCUAGUAGUAAAAAUGAUGGAGAAUCUAGUUUGAGUGAAAAGAGCGACUCACAGUCCGACAGCUCUAAGGCUGGCACGUCGAAAUCUAGUUCUGCUCGAAGUGAUUCACCAUCAAAAAAAUUCAAAAAAGAACCCAAACAGAAAGAAGAUGCGCUUAAAAGUCCGCCCGAAACAAAACUGAAAACUGUCAAAAAAUCAGUAAAAUCAAAGAAGGUUAAAAAUAUUAAACCUAUCGCUAAACCCAACGAACAAGAUAAUGAUGAUAUAAAGUACAAAAUAAAUUUAGACGUUGUUAAGAAAACACCAAAAUUUUCAAAAGCAAAAACUCUCAUUAAAAAAACCGGCAAUCAGAAAAAAAAUAAGUUGGUAAAGAAGGCGAAACCAAAACAAAUUAUUCAAAAAGAAGAAUUAGAUGAAAAGGAAGAAACAAAAUCUGAGAAGAGUGGCUCAAAACCUGAAGUAAGUGUUGAUAAAAAAUGUUCUUAUAUAAAAGAAGAAAUUCCUUUACAAACUAAAGAAGAAGAAAAUGAUGUCAAGUUAGAUCUAAAAGAUGGGGGUGCUGUUGCUAUUAAUAUAUCAGGAUCUGAUAGUUCAUCAACGCUAAAUAUUACUUCACCUACUAUACCAGGAACACCAAAAGCUGAAACUGAAAGGCCACCAAAAUUUUUUACUUCUGCUAGAUCACCCAGAACAGUUGACAUAGACGUGAAAUGUUGUAAAAAUUCAAAAGGUAAUUUAAGUGUGUCAGAAAGAUUUUUGUCUAUGAAACUCGAAACAAAAACUGAGGACACUAACAAAGAUAAAAGUGUGAGCAAUGCUCUAGUUUCUCAAGGACCUGAUAUUGAUGUGUAUACAUUUACAGAAAAAGUGGAUUCACCAAAAAGUAUAUUAACCGAUUUUCGGAAUCCAAUAAAUAAAAAUGUGGGUCGAGUUAGGCCCAUAGCGCGAGUUAAAGGUACUAUAAUUGAUAAAAAAACCGAUGUAGAGAAGAAAAAAUUUUCUCCACAUAGACCUAUUGAAGAGGUAGUCAAACAACUUAAAGCAAAUAAACGAUCAGAAGACCUAUCCUCUGGUGAUAGCUUAUUGGCAAUUACGACAUCUAACCUGGAAAAUAAUGUUCUCAAUCAGCAAAGAAAUGAAGAUGAAGUACCAAAACCUAUAGUCAGCAAAUCUUAUAAAAUGGUAGCUAGAAAAUCUAGCAUAACGGGAAAACCAUUUAGUCCAACAAAAUUCUUAGAGCAAGAUGAUUCCUCUAGUAAAAGUGAAAAAUCCGACAAAACAGUAUCUUCUGUUAAAAAAUCCCCCAGUAAAUCCAAAAAGCAACUGAAAAAAUGUACUCUAUCAGAUGAAGAAAUAGAUACCUCUAAGUUUGCUUUAAAUACAAAAACUUCACACUAUACGUCUUCCGAUGAGAGCAUUAGUGAAUCUAAUGAUGACAUUGACGCCAAAGAAUCCUCAGAAUCAGAUACCCCUAAAACUAAGAAAAUUAAAAAUAAAAAGUAUAAGAAAACUGAUUCAAAGACAUCUAAAGAAUUAAAAGAACUUUCUAAAGAUUCUCAUGGUCCACUGAGAGAUCAAGCAAUGUUACUGGGUGAAAAACCCAGCAAGAGGAGACUGAAACUUUUGUCUAUGUGGUCCGGACCUAAAAAACAUAGAAUGGCAUCGCUUAACGCUAUUGCUAAGGUUCACUGUUUGUAUGAGAAUGAAAGUCGAACGCACAUGGAGUUAGGAUUAAUGAAAACCAUAGACAGGCAAAUUCUUCCAAGCACAUCAAAAACUUCUGCUACAAAAAAGAAAGAUUCCAAGCCUAAAGAAAUGGAACAACAGGAAAGUACAUCAGAGUCUGAAUAUGAAAAUAAACAAGCCAAAAAGGAUGAAAGCUCUGAAAGUUCUGAUGAUAGUCCUCCACAGAGAUCUCUGAGAGGGGUUCCUGGAAUCAGAAGUGCUGGUAAAUAUUGGGAUCCUAAAUCUUCAACAUCAUCAAGCGAAGAUAGCGAAAUGGAAACUAAAAAGAAAGUUACAGAUAAAAAGAAAACAGUAUCCAAAUCUACUACUAAGUCAUCGGAUUCAGAAAAACCUCCAGCUAAAAUGAAAAAGACGGCUGGAGUACCUAUUAAAAAGAAACGAAACAGAAAUGAAGUUGUGAUGGAUCUGAAGGAUAUGGUGGUACAAAAGCGCAUGGCUAGUUUGAAUGCAACAGCUAUUCUAGCUGCUAGUUAUGAGAAAAGAUCCCCAAAAUCGAAUAAAGAUGAAACGACAUCAGAUUCUUGCAGCGAUGAAUCUUUUUCACAGAAGUCAAAAAACGGGGUUACUUCCGGCGUUAAGUCGGAAGCAAAAACAGAGGAACCAAAAAAAGAAAUUGACGAGCAAGUUGCUGAUCGGAAGCAGAAAGUGGAAGUGAUAGUGAAUCAGGAUACAGAUGUGACGAUCACUGGGGUGUACUCGACGCACCACGAGGGGUUCUGUACCGCCAUGCAAUAUAGAAUCUCUUCGACCAGUCACACACAAACUACUGCUACAGCCAACUGUGAAAAGGAGGGCUGUUCCCGAGAUGACGGCGCGCGGUACACCCCGCUGUCCGCGCUGUCGUCCAUGCAGCCACCGGCGGAACAUUCGCACCCCCAUCCUCAUCCAGUGGCUGAGCUGCGGCGAGCUGCAGGCUGCAGCAGUGCAUUCUCCGCGCCCUCUCCGUCUGCACAUCACGAACCAGGAUAUUACCAGCCGGCCGGGCCGCUGAUCAAAGAAAGUGGUGCCGAGGCAGAUCGUGCGCUUGCGCGGUACCAUCCGCCGCCGCACUACCACGCGCCACAUCCACCUGUCCUGCAGCAAUACGGUGGCUAUUACCCGGCGGAGCUAUGCUACGGACGGUACUACAGACCUCCAGGGCCUUACCACAUGCCGCCCCCACAGCCCGAUGCCCAGAUGGUAGGCGUCGGCAGCGAGCCGUACCCCCCGCCGCAGUACUUCGGAACCCCGCCGUGUUACCAACACUCACCGCAGAGGAUACCAUACGUGGAAUACAGGCAAUGCCCAUGCCCCUUGAACACGUGUCCAAAAAACGUCCUUAUUGGGCCCGCUACUGGUAAAGCCCCAGCCGGUGGCGGCCCAGCCGACGUCUCUGCGCUUGCGCCGCCCGGGGGCGCCUUCCGAGCGAAGGUGCGGGCGUGCGCGCUCGACGUGCCCGACACGCACGGUAGCGGGAAGGACCCGCCGUUAGAGCCUGAACCACCGGCUGCAGCGGACGCCCCGCGGCCGUGCCCGCUGCCAGCCAUCGGCGGCGCGUCGCCCAAACGGGAGCUGUACGAGGCUCGCGAUAUACGGCGCUGCGACAUGCCCGGCCCCGCCGAGGCGCUGGGUCCGCCCUCCCCCGCCCGGGGCUCCGCCGGCGUCUGCGCCCCCCAGCCCCCGCCCGUGGCCCCGCGCCGCGCACGUCUCGGCAAAGACAUGGCGCGCCGGUCCCUCGCCGGAGACGACACCGCUGGCCUCCUAUUGACAGCACCGCAACCCUCAGCCCAUAACAGCGACGCUGACGAUGAUGUUUUAGAAAUAUCCCCUCCUCUCUGCGCACCCAUUGACCUAUCAUCCUCCGACGAAAGAUCAACUCCUCUUGUUGACAUCAAAAAAGAAAAUGAGGGUCCUACCAACGCUUUAUCACGAAAGCCCGAUGCGCUGGCGCUGAGGGAACACAACUGCACGGCGGUCUUAGAGACACUGGAAGCCGCUGAUGCUGCUAAAGCUGUGAAGCGGCGAUAUUCGAGACCUAAGUUAGAGAUAGAUAUGAAGGAUACCCAGUUAGAAGAAAGCUGUAAAACAAAUGGCAUCGGGGAACACGUGAAGUUGCAAAAACGGAGAAAAGUGUCUGGAGAACAGACUGACGUUCGAACGGAAACAAUUACCAAGGAACCCAAAAAGAGAGCGUCUCCAAUCAAGAGGACACCUAAAACUCCGACGACAGAGAAGAAAACAGUGAAACGAAAAUUAGAAAGUACAACAAAUGGUCCUAGAGCGAAGAAACUCCUCUUGGAACAGGUGGAAGAAGAUCCGAGACUGAAGAAUGUAGCAGCUGUACCGGAGGAACCGUUACAUGUGAAACCGAAAACGAAAAGUGCACUUCUCCUUGAUAAUUUAAUAAGAAAAAACAGUAUCGAUAGGGCUGAUUCAAAAGGAUACGCUUCAGAUACUGAACUGAAUCCUGCAGAAUUGUUCCUACCAAAUCCGAAUGAGAAUAUCGUGCAGAAUUGUAGUAAAAAAACAUUGAAUAUCAACAACAACGUUGUUGUUGAGACUGCUACCUCCAACGGCGUCCGGCCGAACACGAUUGCGGCCGUGAGUCAACUCCUAGGAAAGAAGCUAGCGUACAAGAGCGCGAAAGUAGACAAAAUAGAUUCUAAGAUAACGCACAAUUCAAAAUCAGUAUUAAAGUCGCCCACCGCAAAAGCGAACCUCAAGGAGGAUCGGAAAGCAGUAACUAAGUGCUCCAUUGCAGAAAAACCCAGUGCUAUUGUUACAACGGACUCUGUGGAUUCAUCCAUGCCUAGUAUCAGUGAUAGUAUAAAAAACACAAGUGAUGACAAUGCUGCAGUCGAUAGUAGUCUCAUAGACAAAGUCAAGGCUAAAGUUUCCAAGUCAUCAAAGAAAACGGAAACUAUACAAGAAAUUGAAGUCACCGUCGAGGGUCGAGUAGUAGAGAGUAUAGAAAGGCGAGAUAGUGAUGCUAAAGAUUUUGACGAUGAGGAAGAGAAACCUGCGGAUAUUGCAAAAAUAGAGCGACAGAAACGUUGCAAAUUAACUGGGGAACAGAAGAGUAAAAAUGUGGAAAAGGUGGUGAAGUUGUUAGUAUCGAAGAGGCCAGCGAUAAAAACGGACGAUGCCGUGUUGGUUGCUGAAGACGCGUGUGCGAGUCCUAGUCCGCUGAGCGGGGGGAACGCUCGGCGCGCGCGGCGCCGGCGACACAGCGCGCAUGCGCGGCGCGCGCGCCGGCUGCCGCUGCCGCCCUGUCUGCCGGCGCUGGAGGACCGGCCGCCGCCCCGCUGGAGCAAUGGAUGGAGCUUCGACGGAGAUCAUUAUAUAUCCAAAGUCUACCUCAAUAAUGACUCCCGGCUAGACCGCACGGCGCGGUGCUGGUCGCGCAUGACGCACGCGAGCGGCGACAGCGUGUCGCGCGGCGACUGCGUGCUGCUGCGCGCCUCGCUGGCGCGCGCGCAGCCCUUCGUCGCCAGGGUCGCCAGUCUGUGGGAGAACCCGGAUGACGGAGAGAUGAUGGUGUCGCUGGUGUGGUACUACCGGCCUGAGCACACGGACCACGGCAGACAGCCGGCGGACGCGCCGGACGAGGUGUUCGCGUCGCGGCACCGCGACGCCAACUCCGUGGCCUGCAUCGAAGACAAGUGCUAUGUGCUCAGAUAUAACGAGUACUGCCGCUACAGGAAACGGCUAAAAGCAACGGAAGAAGGUAUCAAAGUGGCGCCCUCUAUCGUGCCGCCGAUGCCGGCCAGCGAGAUGAGCGCGGCCCUGGCGCCCAAUGACUCCAAACUACCCGCCACCGUCUCCCCCGAGCUCGUCCUCUUCUGCCGCAAGGUCUACGACUUCCGAUCCAAAAAGAUUUACGUCCCAAACAAGUGAAUCGAAAAUAAAAAACAAAAUCUGGAUAACUACUCGAACAAACAUCUGUCACGGACAGCGGAUUUGAAAAUAGAAUGAACACCAAACGUGUCAUCGGCGGAUGGAUAUUUGAUACCGAUGGUGCAGUCGGUUAUAUAAAAGUCGUAGUGUCACCCAAACCCUAAAUUAGUACAAAGUUCCCGGGUAUGAGACGUAAUGUGUGACCGGUGGCCAUUUUAUGUAAACUGUAAUUUGUGUUUAGUGAUCGCCGAUUGAACAGUUACGUUGCUUGUGUCGUGAUUUCAUAGUAGAUAUUCUUUUCUUGUCAAGAUUACAAAUGAUUUGCUGUAAUUUGAUUUCGAUGAUGAAUAAUUUGUAUCAAAGGAUGCCUUUUAUAAUGUGUAAGUAGGUUAAGAGAAUCAUGUCGGGUGGAGAAGCAUAAUUACUUAUGUAAAGCAAUAUGUAUACUAUACAUAUACUUGCUUCGUAAAGCUAUGUCUUAGUUGUCAUUUCGGUAGAAGCGUCGAGAAAGUGUGUCUGAUGCGUUUCUGAGUGGCUGGUAUGAUUUAUUUAACAAUUAAGUUUCUAUUUGGCUACGUGAAAAGGCAUUUAUAAUUACAAUUAUUUUUAAUUGUUACAUUGUUAUCAAAGUAGAGUCUAUAUUAAAUUAUUCUUUUAUUACGUAAGAGUAUUAAAUUAUGCAAACAGCAUCAAUAUCGUGAAGCACGGGGCCUAGUCUCCAAAAUUUUAUGGAGGAAAUUUUUGAUCAUUUUUAUGUAACCAGAGAUCAUUAAUAUGUAUUUUAAUAUCUUGAUUGUAUUUGCCUCACAAGUGUGAAUCGUUUGAUAAAAAUAAUUGUUAGUAGUCGCGAGAUUCUCUUAGCUUCUCUGACCCUAUAGAGCCCCUGUCUACGUUUAGAUAAUCAUGCGCUUAAUACCUGUGCAUUCAGUCAAUAUAUCAAUGGUAGGUUUUUGAACGUUUAUAUGUAUUAUGUAUGAUAAUGUCGAGGAUAAUAAACUUUACACCCUGCCUUCGAAGGAAUUGAUUUAUUGCAUUUCGGCCUGUACUGUAAUUUCAUUCUAUGAAAUUGUCAUAAUGAUCUUGUCUCAGUACUUUUCGGGAAGACUGAUUUUGCGAAGGUGGAGCAUUUUGAGUUGAAUUUUCUGUACCCAGUCAAUUUGAAAAUGAAGAAAUCAAUUUUGUUUGACGUAAGAGAUUCAAUGGUUUACACUUAUUGAAAAAAUAACAAAGGGAACAUUUAACAUAUUUUAAAUGUAAUAUUAGAGCAUAGAUGUAAAACACUUGGGUGUUGGAUGAAGAGAUAUAUUGUAUGACUCUAAUAGUGAAAUCUCUUUAUUAUCAUUAGAACCAUAAUUUUUAAGUAGCGGGAAAAAUUGAAAUGGAGAAUAUAUUUAAAGUUAAUUCCCGCGUGGAAAAUAGAGGGCAUUUAUAUGUUUGCAAUUUGUCUUUCAGUAGAACUUUUACCUUCACUAUUCUAUUUCUUACAAUGUAUCUCUCAAUUUCGUUGUCUGUCUUUUAGUUGACACUUUUUUGUAAAUACAUACUUUUUGUUUUUAGCAUUUUUAAUGCUACAUUGUUAUCUUACCAGUGAGAUACAAUACUGCAAAUUCAUGUUGUUUGAGACAACAGAUCUAAUCGUUAAAGUUCGAACUUUAUGAAGAUGCAGAAAAUCAUUAAAACAGAAAGUUAGUACCUAAUGAUGAUUUUUUUUUAAAACGCCGGCCAUAUAAAUACAAUUUGCUCAGUAAUAUGGAAUACAACAACUUCAAAUUUGUAAUUUCAGAAGAAUUUCAAUUUGUAAAUCAGAAAUUUGGCUGGUGUAUAAAAAAAUCAUUUAUAUUUUGACGCAAAUCGCUUCUAUACAAUUGCAGAAUAUAAAUAUCUGGUAACUGCCAAUUAGAAUAUCGCUCACAAUUCACUCGAGAUACCUAUUCGUAGGAUGGUCACGUGUAAACCAUCUACUUAGGUAUCUAUGUAUGUAUGUCGAUAUAUGUAUAUCGUGUUCUUGUAGGAAAACAUGUGAAUUUUUGUGUUUCCCGUAUAAUCAAAUGGUGAUUCGACAUAAUGUGUUGUCGAGUGAUAUAUUGUAAAUUCGGAGUGGCAGUUCAAUUGCGUUAAAUAAUAACAUAAAAUCUACAAAUCAUCACAAUCUCACUGGUCAUCUAUUCCAAAGCUUGAGUUCUUAACUAUUUUUCUUUUCCAUUGCUUGAUGCCAAAAAUUUAGCAGCAAAAGAUUCUAUUAUUCUGUAACUGUGUAAAACCAUUUCCCUUCUAUUUAGGUUAUACGAGUGGCGACUGCCUCUGCACACUUCAAAAUAUAUGUUUCAUAUGUUUAUCUACUGCCUAGUAUCUAGGUGAAAAGAAUCUCCCUUAUUUCAAUGACAUUACAGUUGAUUACUGCCUCAAUUAGCUCUGUUAUAGCUUUCGAAACACGAGGUGCGCGAGCGCAGUCCAGGAUGCCGUUUCUGCUAACAUUAAUAUCGCGUCUAAAAAGUCGUUCUUAUUGAAAUAAAAAUUACUAUAGAAAUGCGACAUUGACUUUCACAAAGUCACCCUGUUGCCUCGAUACAUUCUCUAUUUUCACUAUCAUUCAUGACGGCCAAGAAAUUAAGCUUGGUAUACUAACAAUAUAUAGGUACUAGGUAAUUGUUAGUAUUUCACUCUGCCAUAUAGAACCGUGGCCGUUUGACAGCAGAGCCCCAAUGAUAGUAUUAAUAAUAAAAAAACUACAAACAUCCUAUUAACGUUUUUUUAAGUAUUUAUAGUUUUUAUAUUUAUGGGUUUUAUAAUAGGUAUAAAUUUUCGAGUGAUGUACAAUGUGCAGGUGAGGUCGCCACUACUACUCAUUAUUAAUUAAUUAUAGAAUUAAUGAGUAAAUUCCAUAAUAAUAUUACUAUAAGUGAGCUCUCCUUGCUUGUAGGUGGAUUGUUUUAAAGAAUGUUACCUGGUAUUCCGCAGAUGCAAACUUCUUGUAGUCAAUGAUUUUUAGAAAUAGGUUUUACUAAUAAGAAAAAAAAUACCUUGUUUUUAUUAUUUAUUUUGUUUCAAUUGAAAUUAUAUAGGUAUAUUUUUAUUAUUGUAACCUACAUAGUUAUGUUGGCUGUAAUUGAAUAUUGAUGUAAUUAAUAUAUGUAUUUUUAUUUCAA
Molecule: messenger RNA, 9383 nt
Organism: Plodia interpunctella (Indianmeal moth)
Lineage: Eukaryota; Metazoa; Arthropoda; Insecta; Lepidoptera; Pyralidae
Gene: Hers
Product: Histone gene-specific Epigenetic Repressor in late S phase
Exons: 12
Coding region: 430-6237 (1935 amino acids)
Biological process (GO): negative regulation of DNA-templated transcription; heterochromatin formation
Cellular component (GO): chromatin silencing complex
Molecular function (GO): chromatin binding; transcription cis-regulatory region binding
Source: RefSeq, a predicted model, not a curated record